Herpailurus yagouaroundi (jaguarundi) is the source of this 7660-nucleotide messenger RNA. It is a transcript of the gene NIN, whose product is annotated as ninein. Gene Ontology annotation, molecular function: calcium ion binding. Gene Ontology annotation, cellular component: pericentriolar material; mitotic spindle pole; ciliary transition fiber. The transcript has 31 exons. Gene Ontology annotation, biological process: microtubule anchoring at centrosome; centrosome localization; centrosome-templated microtubule nucleation. The record is from RefSeq and is a predicted model, not a curated record. Bases 129 to 6614 code for a protein of 2161 amino acids. NCBI's taxonomy places the organism in Eukaryota, Metazoa, Chordata, Mammalia, Carnivora, Felidae.
CUGUACGUCCAGGGGCUCGUGAGCUGAUAGAGAAGCGCUUUCAGUCUUGAGUUUGAGACUGGCCACCUGCCCAAGGACCAGGCAGGAGAGGAGACUCCCUCAUUCUGGUGAGCGCCGUGGGCUAUGGGAUGGAUGAGGUGGAGCAGGACCAGCAUGAGGCCCGACUCAAGGAGCUGUUUGACAGUUUUGACACGACAGGCACCGGGUCCUUGGGACAGGAGGAACUCACCGACCUUUGCCACAUGUUGAGCUUGGAGGAGGUGGCCCCAGUGCUCCAGGAGACGCUGCUUCAGGACAACCUCUUGGGCAGGGUGCAUUUUGACCAAUUUAAAGAAGCAUUAAUACUUAUCUUGUCUAGAACUCUGUCAAAUGAAGAACACUUUCAAGAAUCAGCAUCUGUGGGUGUCAGCUGCCAACAAGUAGCUCGGGUGUCUGGGCCGCUCCUGAAUACUCACAGGCUGACACACUCUCUCCUGAUGAAAGACUGUUCACUAGAAGCUCAGCCCAAAUAUGUUAAAGGUGGGAAGCGUUACGGACGAAGGUCCUUGCCUGAGUUUCAAGAAUCCGUGGAAGAGUUUGCAGAGAUUGAGCCACUAGAUGAAGAAGCACGGCCUUCACACACCCCAGCCAGUGACCGCCACGAGCACUGGAAGACACAGCGUAGUGAAGAGUAUGAAGCGGAAGGCCAGUUAAGAUUUUGGAACCCAGAUGACUUGAAUGCCUCACAGAGUGGGUCUUCUGCUCCCCAAGACUGGAUAGAAGAGAAACUGCAGGAGGUUUGUGAAGAUCUGGGGAUCACCCGUGAUGGUCACCUGAACCGAAAGAAGCUGGUCUCCAUCUGUGAGCAGUAUGGCCUGCAGAAUAUCGAUGGAGAGAUGCUUGAGGAAGUCUUCCAUAAUCUUGAUCCUGAUGGUACAAUGAGCGUAGAAGAUUUUUUCUAUGGCUUAUUCAAAAAUGGAAAAUCCCUCACACCAUCAGCAUCUACUCCAUAUAGACAGUUGAAAAGGCACCUCUCCAUGCAGUCCUUCGAUGAGAGUGGACGACGUACCACAACCCCAUCAGCAAUGACAAGUACCAUUGGCUUUCGGGUCUUCUCCUGCCUGGAUGAUGGGAUGGGCUAUGCAUCAGUGGAGAAAAUACUCGACUCCUGGCAGGAAGAGGGCAUUGAGAACAGCCAGGAGAUCCUGAAGGCCUUGGAUUUCAGCCUUGAUGGGAAUGUCAACCUGACAGAAUUGACACUGGCUCUUGAAAAUGAACUUUUGGUCACCAAGAAUGGCAUUCACCAGGCAGCUCUGGCCAGCUUUAAGACUGAGAUCCGGCAUUUGCUGGAGCGAGUUGAUCAAGUGGUCAGAGAGAAAGAGAAGCUACGGUCAGAUCUGGACAAAGCUGAGAAGCUCAAGUCUCUAAUGGCUUCCGAGGUGGAUGAUCACCAUGCGGCCAUCGAGCGGCGCAAUGAGUACAACCUCAGGAAACUGGAUGAAGAGUACAAGGAGCGAAUAGCAGCCUUAAAGAAUGAACUCCGAAAGGAGAGAGAACAGAUCCUGCAACAGGUGGGCAAGCAGCGCUUGGAACUUGAGCAGGAAAUCGAAAAGGCAAAAACAGAAGAGAACUACAUCCGGGACCGCCUUGCCCUCUCUUUAAAGGAAAACAGUCGUCUAGAAAAUGAGCUUCUGGAAAAUGCAGAGAAGUUGGCAGAGUAUGAGAAUCUGACAAAUAGACUUCAGCGAAAUUUGGAAACUGUGUUAGCAGAAAAGUUUGGUGACCUUGAUCCUAGCAGUGCUGAAUUCUUUCUGCAAGAGGAGAGGCUGACACAGAUGAGAAACGAAUAUGAGCAGCAGUGCAGGGUAUUACAAGACCAAGUGGAUGAACUCCAGUCUGAGCUGGAGGAAUUUCGCACACAAGGCAAAGUGUUGAGACUUCCCUUAAAGAACUCAGUGUCAGAAGAACUUGAGGUUAACAGUGGUUGCAUUGAGCCUGACCAGGGGCUUGGUUCUGAAGAAUGCAAUCCACUGACUAUGAGCAUCGAGGCAGAGCUGGUCAUUGAGCAGAUGAAAGAACAACAUCACAGGGACUUAUGUCGCUUAAGACUGGAGCUUGAAGAUAAAGUGCACCAUUAUGAAAAGCAGCUAGAUGAAACCAAGGUCGCCUGUGAAAAGGAGCAAGACAGCAUGAAGCAAAAGUACGAGAAUGAGGUCCGCGUCUUGGAAAAACAACUAAGUGACCUUAAAAACGAAACUGCAGAACUUCGGGGCCAGGCAGUGGUGCUCAAGGAAGCACAACAUACAACUCUCUGCAGACACGAGGAGGAGAAAAAAGAACUGCAGACGAGGUGGGAUGAGGAAAAGGCUCACCUGCGGGAGAAGCUGAGGCUGGAACACGAGAUGGAACUCAAGGCUCGCCUGGAGCAGGCGGAGGACAGCUUUACCCGGGAGAGGGAAGGACUCCUUCGGAAUGGCACCUGGACAGAAGAGAAGGUGAGAGGCUUGACUCAGGAACUCGAGCAGCUUCACCAGGAACAGCUGAAAAGCCUGAUGGAGAAGCACACUCUUGAGAAGGAGGAGUUGCAAAAAGAGCUCUUGGAAAAGCACCAAAGGGAACUUCAAGAGGGAAGGGAAAAAAUGGAAACUGAGUGUAAUAGAAGAACCUCUCAGAUAGAAGCCCAGUCUCAGGCUGAUUGUCAGAAGGUCACCGAGAGGUGUGAAAGCGCUCUGCGGAGCCUGGAGGGGCGCUACCGCCAAGAGCUGCAGGAGCUCGUGGAACAGCAGCUGGAGGAGAGAUCCCAGUGGGAGUUUGAGAAGGACGAGCUCGCCCAGGAGUGUGCCGAAGCCCAGGAGCAGCUCAAAGAGACUCUGCAAAGAGAGAAAGCAACGUCUCUGGUCCUGACCCAGGAGAGAGAGAUGCUGGAGAAAACGUACAAGGAACAUUUGAGUAGUAUGGUCGUUGAAAGAGAGCAGCUGCUCAGAGACCUGGAAGAUCUAAGAAACGUGUCUGAAAGUCAACAGAGCCUGCUGUCCGACCAGAUACUUGAGCUGAAGAGCGGUCGUGACAGAGGUCCGAAGGACGGGGAGCAGGUCCCGUGCCAGGCGGGCGCCUCAGAGCAGCAGGCCAGCCAGCAGCUUGAGAAGCUGGAAAUGGAACGUGACCGGGAGAGGCAGGAAAUGAUGGCCAAGCUUCAGGCCAUGGAGAGUGUCCACAGGGUGACCUGUGAGAAGGCAGAUCAGGAGAGGGCCCAGAUGAGCACAGAAAUCUCCAGGCUGCAGAAUAAAAUCAAGCAAAUGCAGCAGGUGGCAUCUCCUUUCUCCAGGAGAGAGAGUGGCUGCCGGGCAGCAGGAGGCGAGGACGCAGAAGGAAGUGGAGCCAUGUCCCUGCUCCAACAAGGAAAGCAGUUGUUGGAAGAGAAUGGAGAUGUUCUCUUGAGCCUGCAGAGAGCUCAUGAGCGAGCAGUGAAGGAAAAUGUGAAAAUGGCCACUGAAAUUUCGAGAUUGCAACAGAAGCUACAGAAAUUAGAGCCAGGGUCGGUGAUGUCUUCUUGUUUAGACGAGCCAACUACUGGAUUCUUUGGAAAUUCUGUGGAACGGACAGAGCCAUUUUUACUGCAAAAUCAAACGAAGCAAGUAGAAGGUGUAGCCACACGGUGCGCCCUAAGUGACCUACAAGACGAUGAGGCCCGGGAUCUGGGAAGUACAGGGACGAGCUCAGCUCAGAGACAGGAGGUCAAGACAGAGGAGUCUGAGGCAUCAAUAGAGAGUUUUUCCGAGCUCGAGAAUAGUGAAGAGACCAGGACCGAGACCUGGGACCUGAAGAAUCAGAUUUGUCAGCUUCAGGAACAGCUAAUGAUCUUGCGUGCAGACUGCAGUCGAGCUUCUGAAAAGAAACAGGACCUACUUUUUGACGUUUCUGUGCUAAAAAAGAAACUGAAGAUGCUUGAGAGAAUCCCCGAGGCUUCCCCCAAGUAUAAAUUGUUAUAUGAAGAUGCCAGCAGAGAAAAUGACUGUCUUCAGGAAGAGCUGAGAGUGAUGGAGAUGCGCUAUGACGAAGCCCUAGAAAAUAACAAAGACCUCACUUCGGAAGUUUUCAAAUUGCAGGAUGAGCUAAAGAAAGUUGAAGAGGUGACUGAAACCUUCCUUAGCCUGGAAAAGAGUUACGAUGAGGUCAAGAGAGAAAACGAGGAACUGCAUGUUCUGGUUUUGAGGCUUCAAGGCAAGAUCGAGAGGCUCCAGGAAAGAGUGGUGCUGCGCUGUGACUGCUUCUCCUUAUGGGAAGCCCAUUUAGAUAACCGGGAAGUUCAACCUGACGAGAAGGUGCUCGGACGACAUCAGACAUGGGAAGAGCGUGUGCCCACGGUGACAAGUGUCCAUCAUAUUCUAGAAGAACAUUAUCAAGAAAACCAGUACCUCGAGCAGCAGAAUGCACAGCUCGUGGGAGAAGUAAAAGCGAGUGAAAUUGCCUGGCUUCACAGAACAAUCCGGACACAUCGAGAGAAGCCCAGAGUACAGAACCAAGUUCUGCUGGAGGAAGACACCGCUCUGCCAGGCCUUCAAGACGGACAUCUUCAGCGUCAGGCCACCAUAGCGGAGUUGGAACUGGAGAAGAAGAAGCUGCAGGAGCUGACUAGAAAGCUGAGGGAGAGAGUCACUACUUUAGUUAAGCAGAAAGAUGGACCUUCUCAAGGAGAAAACGAGGAAGAACUAAAGGCGAUGAUGCAUGACUUGCAAAUCACGUGCAGUGAGAUGCAACAGAAAGUUGAACUUCUGAGAUGUGAAUCUGAGAAGCUUCAAGAAGAAAAUUCUAUUUUGAGAAGUGAAAUUACUACUUUAAAUGAAGAAGAUAGCAUUUCUAACCUGAAAUUAGGGAAAUUAAAUGGAUCUCAGGAAGAAAUGUGGCAAAAAAUAGAAACUGUAAAACAGGAAAAAGCUGCAGUUCAGAAGAUGGUUGAAAAUUUAAAGAAACAGAUUUCAGAAUUAAAAACCCAAAACCAACAAUUGGAUUUGGAAAAUACCGAACUUAGCCAAAAGAACUCUCAAAAUGAGAAAGAACUGCAAGAACUUAAUCAACGUCUGGCAGAAAUGCUACGCCAGAAGGAUAAAGAGCCAGGGCGCAGUACAUUGGAGGAAUGGAAACAAGAAAAGUCUAAUCUGAAGGAAGAACUGGAACAGUGUAAAGUGCAGUCCUCCACUUUAGUGUCUUCUCUGGAGGCAGAACUGUCUGAAGUGAAAAUACAGACUCAUAUUGUGGAACAGGAGAACCUCCUUCUCAAAGAUGAACUGGAGAAAAUGAAACAACUGCACAGAUGUCCUGAUCUUGGUGACUUCCAGCAAAAACUUGCUAGUGUUCUCAGCUACAAUGAAAAACUGCUGGAAGAAAAGGAGGCUCUCAGUGAAGAACUAAAGAGCUGUGUGGAUAAGUUGGCAAAAUCAAGUCUUUUAGAGCACAGAAUUGCCACUAUGAAGCAAGAACAGAAAUCUUGGGAACACCAGAGGGAAACCUUAAAGUCGCAACUAGAGGCUUCACAGGAAAAGGUUCAGAGUUUAGAAGACACCCUACAGAAUGUGAACCUGCAAAUGUCCCUGAUUAAAUCUGACCUACGAGUGACUCAGCAGGAAAAGGAGGCUUUGAAACAAGAAGUGACGUCUUUAUAUAAACAACUUCAGAAUGCUGGUGACAAGAACUGGGCCCCAGAAAUAGCCACCUUCCAUAACCAGCAGCAAAGGCCUCCUUGGGACCAGAUGGAUCAUCUGAUGAAGGAGGAACAACAGCUGCUUUGGCAAGAGAACGAGAGACUCCAAACUGUGGUGCGGAAUACCAAAGCGGAACUCACGCACUCACGGGACAAGGUCCGUCAACUGGAAUCAAACCUUCUUCCCCCUAAGCACCAAAAACAUCUAAACUCAUCAGGUACGGUGAGGCCUACAGAGCAAGAGAAGUUGAGCUUAAAGAGAGAGUGUGAACAGUUUCAAAAGGAACGAUCACCUACUAAUAGGAAGCAGGUCAGUCAGAUGAAUUCCCUUGAAAGAGAGUUAGAAACAAUUCAUUUGGAAAAUGAAGGCCUGAAAAAGAAACAAGUAAAACUGGAUGAGCAGCUAAUGGAGAUGCAGCACCUGAGGUCCACUGUGAUGCUUAGCCCAUCCCCUCCCACGUGGGAUCUCCAGCUGCGCCAGCAGCAAGCCUGUCCGACGGUGCCCAGGGAGCAGUUUCUGCAGCUUCAACAGCAGCUGCUGCAGGCAGAAAGGAUAAACCAGUGCCUGCAGGAGGAACUUGAAAACAGGACCUCCGAAACCAACACGCCGCAGGGAAACCAGGAACAACUGGUAACUGUCAUGGAAGAACGGAUGAUGGAAGUUGAACAGAAAUUGAAACUGGUGAAAAGGCUUCUUCAGGAUAAAGUGAAUCAGCUCAAAGAACAACUGUGCAAGAAUACUAAAGCAGAUGCGAUGGUGAAGGAUUUGUAUGUUGAAAAUGCCCAGUUGUUGAGAGCUCUGGAAAUGACUGAACAGCGACAAAAAACAGCAGAAAAGAAAAAUUACCUCCUAGAAGAGAAGAUUGCCAGCCUCAGUAAUAUAGUCAGGAAUCUGGCACCAGCACCACUGACUUCUACACCUCCCUUGAGGUCAUAGCCAAGCCAAAGGAUACACUCAUUUGUGCACUUUACUGAAAUGGAUGGAACAUUUCAGUAGGUUCUCUCAACCUUUUUUUUUUUUUUUUUUAAACCUUUACUGGUUUAAAGUUCAGCUCAACCUAAAACUGCCAGCAACAGAACUGUACUCUCCAUUCACUGUAAUUAGUUUUUCUAAAGAGACUCUCAUGGAAGCUGCAAAUAGUCACAUAUUUCACUGUUUAAAUUAUUCCCCAGUUUUGAAUUUUAAAGACAUACCCUGAUAGCCACCAAAAAGGUGGGUAUGUGAACACAGCGCAAGAAUCUUAAAACCCCCAGUUGUGAAUAAGUUAAAAGACAAAACAAUAUUAUGUACAAAUGUUUGUGUAAAUUCCAGGUAUUUUAAGUUUUAGAUCUGAUGAGUUUGUUUUGAUCUUUAUUUGAAAACCAAAUGUCUGUCUUCUUACACAUUUAAAUAUGGAGAAGUCAUUCUGUUUCCAAUAAUUUUGGCUCUUUAGUGAGAGACCCUGAGCUCAAUAACCACGGAGGACAGAAGAGCCAGAGCCCAUGUACUUGACCUUCUAACACCUAUGGCAGUAUUACCACUCCUGAUGGAUUAUGGAUACUAAAAACUGAUUUACUCAACUGCACUGUUAACUAAGGUUAAAACUGUACUUGCUUUAAAAAACCCAACUUUCUUUAAGCAUUUUUUUUUCCUUCUGACAAGUUUCAUUUGGGGAGCUUAUCUUCUAAGAAAUGGAUAAAGCCACAUUCUUAUAGCAUUUGAGCUAUAAGGAAAGCACUGAACACAAACCACUUUCAACAGUUACUCUUAGAAGAGAGUUAAGCAAACCAUGUGGUUUUCUCUCUCUCUAAAGUCUUGGAGUUCAUCAACUUACUUUUAGGGUUGCUUCAAGAACUCAGGGAACAAUAUUUUAAAUGGUCUUCCUGAAACACUGUAGGGCCUCUUUAAGAAUCUGAAAUGCAUAAGCCAUGUGAUCUUAUUUGUCUUAGAUUUAGAGCCAUAGGAUUUUUAGUUUUACAUUUUUACUGAAUUUACUCUUUUGG